AUGACGGUGGCACUUGAUUCUUGGGAAAAUAUCAAGACGAAUAAAUGGCUAUUUCAGUCCACAUCGUCUUUCAAAAAAUCAAAAGCAUUGGCAAAUCGCGAUCCGAAACGCGAGGAAACCGAGAACCAUGAAAACAGUUCAAAUCGAAGUCAUCGUCCGCGAACAUUAUCUGAAAGAGGAAAUGCAAUUCUAGACAAACACGAAGCUGCGCUUCUGUUGUAUGCCUGGAAAUGGUCUGAUUUGAAAGAAAAUUAUGAUGAGAAAGGAAUCCAUAACCCUUCAAUUUAUUGCUACGCAAUUUCAUGCGUUCAGCUUUUAUCACAUGUUCCUGCUGUAGUUCGACUAUUACAAGAACAUCGAUGUAACGAUUCUGUAUGUUUGUGCUGCAAUUGGAAACGAUCUGUAUUGCAAAGCAAUGGUAUUGGAUCAAUUUCUUGGUUCCGAGAAGCUUUCAAAAAGAACCGAAAGUUCAAUCAAGGACGCCAAGAAGAUGCGCACGAUGCUCUUCUAGCUAUUCUUGAAAAAAUAGAUAAAAUUAUACCAGAAACUCCUGGUCUUCGGUAUAAGGGCCGCAAGAUUUCCGACGAUUUAUUCGGAUAUUCGAUACGAAAUGAAGUCACCUGUAAGCACUGCAAACAAAAGCAUGUGUAUUACGAAAACAAUACCGUAAUGACGGUUCGAAUGGUGAAAAAGGAUCCAACAGGCCGAAAUGCAACCAUUAAAGACCUCAUGCAGCAAUUGUUUACCAAUUCAACUAUUUAUGGAUACAAUUGCGAAACUUGCAAAAAGAAGUCUGAUGCUCCUGUUAAACCCACAUUAUUACGGGCUCCGCAAAUUUUAGCGUUGCACAUAUCACGCUUUUCAUUUGAUGGUUAUGGACAAAAAAUUUCGCGGCCAAUUAUUUUAAAUGAGACAAUCGAUGUUAGCGAAAUGGCAACAGAACAGACAUCAACCAGUUACAAAUUCUGUGGAGCCGUUGUUCAUAAUGGUAAAUCACUUGACUAUGGCCAUUAUUAUUGCGUUGCUCGACAUCGGCGUCGCGAAUCCGUUUAUGUGGUUUUGAACGAUUCAAGUGUGACGUCAAACGUCAAUAUUCGGGAUGUUUCUCAAGCAUACAUCGCAUUGUAUCGUCGUGCGGAACAUGUUGAAGUUCAAGAGAAAUCCAUGAUGUAA
Messenger RNA from Caenorhabditis bovis, 1173 nucleotides. The record is from the annotation of a GenBank genome assembly. NCBI's taxonomy places the organism in Eukaryota, Metazoa, Nematoda, Chromadorea, Rhabditida, Rhabditidae.